Paecilomyces variotii is the source of this 2776-nucleotide messenger RNA. RefSeq lists its product as hypothetical. Bases 202 to 2508 code for a protein of 768 amino acids. Gene Ontology annotation, molecular function: GTPase activator activity; zinc ion binding. The record is from RefSeq and is a predicted model, not a curated record. NCBI's taxonomy places the organism in Eukaryota, Fungi, Ascomycota, Eurotiomycetes, Eurotiales, Thermoascaceae. The transcript is spliced from 7 exons. Gene Ontology annotation, biological process: COPII-coated vesicle cargo loading; COPII-coated vesicle budding; intracellular protein transport. Gene Ontology annotation, cellular component: endoplasmic reticulum exit site; COPII vesicle coat.
AAAACAUAACGCAUCUCAGGACCAAGCCCACGUCUCUCGAAGGACAAUUAAGGGUUUGCCUGUCACGAGAAACGAUUAUGCUACAGGCAAAAUAUUCUUGAUUUCUCUUCGAAGUUUACGAGCUGCUUGUUUUUCCAACUUCCUAUACCCUGUUGUGUAUACCACUCCGAAUCGGCACCUGAUUGAGAGCAGCCCGCCAACAUGGACUACGAGGCCUUGAAGGACCAAUGGAGCGAUGUGGAGGACCGCGAUGGCAUUAGGCUCAGCUGGAAUACGUUUCCUAGCUCGCGCAUGGAAGCGUCCCGCCUGGUCGUGCCCAUCGGAGCCAUGUAUACUCCGCUGAAGGAGAAGCCCGAUUCUCCUUUGCUUCAGUACGAGCCGGUCACUUGCAAGCCUCCCUGUAAGGCAGUUCUGAAUCCCUACGCCAACGUUGACGUCCGAGCUCGUAUCUGGAUAUGUCCCUUCUGCUUGAUGCGCAACCCGCUUCCUCCCCACUACAAGGAUAUCACAGAGAAUGCGAUUCCGCCAGAGCUUCAUCCUCAGAGUACGACUAUCGAGUACCAGCUGGCUCGCCCCGCCCCAGCACCUCCAAUCUUCAUGUACGUCGUGGACACAUGCCAGGAGGAAGACAGCUUGAAGGCCUUGAAGGACUCGCUCGUCAUGAGCUUGUCAUUGCUCCCUCCAAAUGCGCUCGUUGGUCUGAUUACUUUUGGCACAAUGGCUCAAGUCCAUGAGAUUGGCUACACGGAGUGCGCAAAGUCCUAUGUCUUCAGAGGAAGCAAGGACUACACUGCCAAGCAGGUGCAGGAAAUGCUUGGACUUCUUGCCCCCGCUAUGCGUCAGCCCAUGCCUCAGCAGCCUGUCCGGCCACACCCACCCGCGGCCCGAUUCUUGCUACCCGUCCAGCAAGCGGAAUUCCAGAUUACAAACGUCCUCGAGCAGCUUCAACAUGACCCAUGGCCUGUUGCUAAUGACAGAAGACCUCUGAGAUGUACUGGCGUUGCUUUGAGCGUUGCUGUUGGUCUCUUGGAGACUUCGUUCCAGAACGCCGGUGGACGUAUCAUGGUCUUCACCAGUGGACCGGCCACCGAAGGUCCUGGCCAUGUUGUUGGGCCUGAACUGAAGGAGCCGAUGAGAUCCCACCAUGACAUCGACCGGGACAACAUCAAAUACUACAAGAAGGCGGUUAAGUUCUACGACGGCCUUGCCAAACGAGCUGCUCACAACGGGCAUAUAGUCGACAUUUUCGCCGGAGCUCUCGACCAAGUUGGUCUCUUGGAAAUGAAGAAUCUCGCAAACCACACUGGUGGUCAUAUGCUCCUUACUGACAGCUUCACGUCAUCACAAUUCAAGCAGUCGUUUGUCAGAAUAUUCGACAAGGACCAGAAUGACAACCUGCUAAUGGGAUUCAACGCCUCGCUGGAGGUUCUUACGACCAAGGAGCUUAAGGUUACUGGUCUUAUUGGCCAUGCAGUCUCUCUCAACAAGAAGUCCAGUUCUGUCGGCGAGACUGAAUGCGGUAUCGGUAACACCUGCGCCUGGAAGAUGUGCGGUAUUGACCCCGCCUCCAGUUAUGGCAUUUACUUCGAGAUUGCCAGCCAAGGUGGUCCGGCUCCCAUGCAGCAGGGACCUCAGAGGGGCAUGAUGCAGUUUUUGACCUAUUACCAACACUCCUCUGGGCAAUAUCAUCUCCGAGUUACGACGGUGGCACGGAACCUAAGCGGACCGGCUGGUGACCCUACUCUUGCACAGUCGUUCGAUCAGGAAGCAGCCGCCGUCCUAAUGGCGCGCAUUGCUGUAUUCAAGGCGGAAGUCGAUGACGGCCCUGACGUACUGAGAUGGGUCGACCGAAUGCUCAUCAGACUUUGCUCGCGCUUCGCAGACUACCGAAAGGAUGAUCCUUCAUCUUUCCGCCUGGAGAAGAACUUCACCCUCUACCCUCAGUUCAUGUUCCAUCUUCGACGUAGUCAGUUCUUACAGGUCUUUAACAACUCUCCCGAUGAAACAGCAUUCUACCGACACGUCCUUAACCACGAAGAUGUGGGCAACUCUCUUAUUAUGAUUCAGCCCACGCUGGACUCUUAUUCCCUGGAACAUGAGGGCAGUCAGCCCGUCCUUUUGGACUCUGCCUCUAUCCAGCCUACCCACAUCCUCCUGCUGGAUACCUUCUUCCAUAUCCUUAUCUUCCACGGUGAAACGAUGGCUGCAUGGAGAAAGGCUGGUUACCAGGACCAAGAAGGUUACGAGAACUUCAAGACUAUUCUUGAACAACCUAAGGAGGACGCAAGGGAGCUUAUUUCCGACCGUUUCCCACUUCCCCGCUUCAUUGUCUGUGACGCUGGUGGCUCGCAAGCGCGUUUCCUGCUUUCCAAGCUCAACCCGUCGACGACUCACUCCACCGGAGGAUAUGGUGGAGGUAUAAGUGCACAGACCAUCUUUACUGAUGAUGUCUCGCUACAGACUUUCAUGGAGCACUUGAUGAAGCUUGCCGUGUCCGGAACCAACUAGACAUGACGAGGAGAUGAUAGUAACUCAGAAAGGGCGGUUAAACGUCACAUAUUCUAGUCAUGUGUAUCUUUAGCGCGAAGUCCUCGUUUCCAUACCGGCAAUAUAUUCCAUUGAAUGAUUAAUACAAAACAGACAGUUUAGCUAUUUUAGCAGCAGGUUGACAGUCUUUAUCGUGCUUUGUAAAACGGAAUUACAGUAGUUGUCGUAAAUCCCAUGAGCUUAGAGUUGUGAUUGGACAAUAUAAGUGAUCACAUGACCCUGUAGGGUU